Messenger RNA from Coffea eugenioides, 3347 nucleotides. RefSeq names its product nucleolar MIF4G domain-containing protein 1. Gene Ontology annotation, molecular function: RNA binding; protein binding. The transcript is spliced from 13 exons. The coding region runs from base 495 to 3122 and encodes 875 amino acids. Lineage: Eukaryota; Viridiplantae; Streptophyta; Magnoliopsida; Gentianales; Rubiaceae. Gene Ontology annotation, biological process: ribosomal small subunit biogenesis. Gene Ontology annotation, cellular component: nucleolus. The record is from RefSeq and is a predicted model, not a curated record.
ACGUUUCCGAUAGCGGCUUAGAGAGUCAGAGAAUCCUGGUACGGGGCCUAUGAAGUAUGAACUUUUGGGCCUCGGCUCCUCAUUGGGUUCUCGUCCGUCACCAGGCUCCGUUCACCGCCCCAGCCCCAACGCGACGCUCGCAAAACCCUAGCUUAAACCCUAAUCCCGAUUAACCAACUUCAAAGUAACACCAGUAUAUCUUCAUUGCAAGCUACGAUCUCCCUUUCUCACCAGUGCCUGUUUGGAUUAAUAUUCUUCUGAAUCUCUUCAUAGGCGGUGGCAUCUGAAAUUAAAGAUAAAUUUCAUACGACGUGAUGACUAAUUGCCACCUGAUUAAUAAUAAUUUCUAUAUAUUUAUUUUAAGGAAAUCCCAAUCUUUUGUUGAGCUAGCAUUUUUGCGAUUCUAGUUGAAUAAUUUGAAUUUCUCUUUCUUUGCAUUGAGUUUGAGUGGCGAAGCAUAAAAUUCUUCGAAAAGAGGGGAAAAAUAUUUUUGAAUGGAAAAAACUUCUGGAGAAAAGCCCCGGAGGGAGCGUAGGAAGGAAGCUCGGUUAGCAAAAAACAAGAGGAAGUUUGAUUCAUGGGUCCAACAUAAACAAUCCUCCAAAUCAAGGAAAGCUUCGUUGGAUUUGAAGCCCACAUUUGGGAGGAAACUGGAAAAUGAUAACGAGCAUUCGCAGAAUAAAGACAAUAUACUAAUGGUCUCGGAUGCUGGAAUGGACGGUGACUUUGAGGCGCCUUCAGUGGCUAGAAAGAAGAUAGGGAAAAGUAGAAAUUCAAAAACCAAGUUUUCCGAGUAUCUUCAGAUGGAAACGGGAAGUAGUGGUAUGUCAGCAGAGAAAGAUUUGAUAUUGGAAAGAAAACUCGCAAAGAAGCUCAAAGUGAAAAAUGGAAAAUUGGGGGGACUAGAUGAUGAGAUUAAUUUGUUGCUUGACGGUAUUCCUUCAAUUUUUGAUUCUAUUAAGGGGGGCGAUAGAGAGAUAAAAAGCCUCGAGAAUGGUGGUGCAUCGUUUAAGCCAGAUAAAUGGAACAUGUCGGCAGAAGUGGUAGAAAGUGAAAUAGAAUAUGGCAGUGAAGAAAUAGAAAAUGAAACAGAAUCUGUCAGCGAAGAAAUCUCUCAGUCAAACAGUGAGGAGGAGGAUAAUGCACUGGAGCUAAUUCCAUCAAAAGAUUCAAGGAAGGAGAAGAAGAGGACUAGGAAAACGAAAUUUGAAGAAUAUCUUGACAUGGAGGAAAAGCAAAAGGGUGUUCUCUCAGCAAACGAGGACGUAGAAUUAGAAAGAAAGCUUUCCAAAAAACUCAAGGUCAAAGAUGGGAAAUUACGUGGAGAUGAUGAUGACUUGAAUAACUUAUUUGAGGGUAUUUCUUCUGCUCUUGAUUAUUCUGCAGAUGUAGUAAGCCAGGGCAAUCGUGCUAAGGUCCUUGAUAAUAGCUCUUUAUCAAAUAGAAGUGGAAUGAUGAAGUCAGCAAAGCAAGAACAAGCUAAAAGCAUGAUUGGGAUGUCUCUUGAAGCAUCUGAGCGAGUGAAGAAUGAUGGCUUGGAUGUAGUGGCAGAAAGAGUGCCUACAGCGUCUCAUGCAUUAGGGUUGAAUACAAAAUAUGUGGCUCCCCACCUGAGAUCUCGUGCGCGGGAUGAAUCAGAAGAGUAUGCUCAAAUUCGUAGACGUGUACGAGGUCUCCUAAAUAGGCUGUCUGAAUCUAAUGUGGAAUCAAUCACAGGGGAAGUAUCCACAAUUGUCCAGUCCGUUGGUCGAAGUGUUGGAUCUCAGAUUAUUAUUGAAGAAGUUCUGGAAUCAUGUUCUGGUGGUCCUCGUGGCAAUGAACAGUAUGCUGCUACUUUUGCGGCUUUCAGUGCUGGCAUGGCCUGUUUGGUUGGGAUUGAUUUUGGUGCAAAGCUUCUUGCCUCAUUGGCCAAAUGUUUUGAGAUGGAGUACCUGGAAGAAGACAAUCUGUCCUUGAGGAAUCUGACUCUUCUGCUUUCCUAUCUGUACAUAUUUGGGGUUUGCACAAGUGACUUGGUAUAUGAUUUUAUGAUAAUGCUGAGCAAGCGAUUGACAGAGGUUGAUGUUUCUACAAUCUUGACCAUCCUGCAAUCUUGUGGGAUGAAACUGAGGGCUGAUGAUCCUGUUGGCAUGAAGACCUUUAUCCAGAGUGUUCAGCAAAGAGCAAAUGAGUUGAAGGCUUCAUCUGGAAAUGGGCAAUCAAAUAUGAGCGGGAAAAGAAUGGAGUUCAUGCUUGAAACUUUGUGUGAUAUAAAAAACAACAAGAAAAGGCCGAAGGAGGAAACAGUACAGCAUACUCGAGUAAAGAAAUGGCUGCAGAAGGUGAGAGUGGGUGAUAUACUGAUUGGAGGUCUAAAAUGGAGCAAGCUUCUUGAUCCUGAGAAGAAAGGUCAAUGGUGGUUGUCGGGUGAUAUUGGUUCCACAAGUGACAAAAUUGAAGAGGUUGCCAGCAAAAUUGACAGGGAAGCUCCAGAGGCCCAGAGAAUGCUGCAGCUUGCUGCUGCUCAAAGGAUGAACACAGAUGCUAGAAGGGCAAUUUUUUGUGUAAUAAUGAGUGGGGAAGACUUCAGAGAUGCUUUUGCAAAACUUUUGAGUUUGGAUUUACAUGGAAAGCAGGAUAGAGAGAUAAUCCGCGUUCUUCUAGAGUGUUGUUUGCAGGAGAAAGUGUUUAAUAAGUAUUAUACUGUUCUUGCUCAUAAGUUGUGUAAGCGUGACAAAAACCACAAGUUCACUUUACAGUACUGCCUCUGGGACCAUUUCAAAGAACUUGAAACAAUGCCACUGAUCAGAUCAAUGCAUCUAGCAAAAUUUACUGCUGAGCUGGUCGCCUCUUAUAGCCUCUCACUUGCAGUAUUAAAAGCAGUGGAUCUGAGUGAUGCUGUGCAAUUAACUCCAAAAAGAAUCAUGCAUUUCCGGAUGCUAUUUGAGGCCAUUUUUGAGUUUUCUGAUGCACUAGUUUGGAAUGCAUUUUCGCGUAUUGCUGGUACUUCAGAGUAUGAAUCCCUUCGCACGGGAAUCAAAUUUUUCAUCAGCAAGUACGUUAUUAGUAGCCGAAAACCCCUGGAACAGAAAUUUAAGAUUGCAAAGAAGGCUUUAAAAAAUGUGAAAGGGCUUCUUUUGUAAAUCUUGGAAUUUUGCUUCCUUGCAGCUGAAAUUUGUUACAAAUGUAAUUAUGCGGAGUAAAUUUGUGCAAUUCAGGCGCAUGUAGUUCUGGUCUGCUUUGAGUGAUGCAGGACAGGAUAGCGUCAUGCUUACUCGAUUUUCUAUAUUCGCAUCUUUCCGCUGUUAUCCUCUCAUUGGCUUAGAUUACUUGGGGGUUAACAAAGCAUUUGCCAGUAUUAGUAGUAU